CUCUCGAGCAGCACCAUGUCACUCUCCGUGCGCACCUCUGGGCUGUCCCAGCGGCUGUCCUCCCAAAGUGGGACACUGGGCAGAGCCAGGGGCAUUUCUGCCUCAAGCAUCGGAAGCAGCUACGGGGGAAGUGCCUUUGGCUUUGGAGGCAGCUGUGGGGGAGGCUUUUCAGCUGCUUCCAUGUUUGGUUCUAGCUCUGGCUUUGGUGGUGGCUCUGGAAGUUCCUUUGCAGGAGGACUGGGCGCUGGUUAUGCAGGAGGCAGGGGAGGUGGCUUUGGAAGCCUGGGGAUCGGAUUUGGGGGAAGCCCAGGAGGGGGCUCUCUAGGGAUUCUCUCUGGCAAUGAUGGAGGCCUUCUUUCUGGAUCAGAAAAGGAAACUAUGCAAAAUCUUAAUGACAGAUUGGCUUCCUACCUGGACAAGGUUCGAGCUCUAGAAGAGGCUAACGCUGACCUAGAAAACAAAAUUCGAGAAUGGUACGAAACACGAGGACCUGGGACUGGAGACCCCAGGUCACAGAAUGAUUACAGUAAAUAUUAUCUGUUGAUUGAAGACCUCAGGAAUAAGAUCAUUUCUGACAGCACUGCAAACGCCCAGCUCCUCUUGCAGAUCGACAACGCAAAACUGGCUGCCGAAGACUUCAGAAUGAAAUACGAAAAUGAGCUGGCCCUGCGCCAGAACGUGGAGGCCGACAUCAAUGGCCUGCGCAGGGUGCUGGACGAGAUGACCCUGGCCAGAGCUGACCUGGAGACGCAGAUCGAGACCCUGAAUGAGGAGCUGGCCUACCUCCGGAAGAACCACGAGGAGGAGCUCCAAAGCUUCCGGGCCGGGGGCCCAGGCCAGGUCAGCGUAGAAAUGGACGCUGCCCCCGGAGUGGACCUCACGAGCCUCCUUAACGACAUGCGGGGGCAGUAUGAAGCCAUAGCCGAGCAGAACCGGGAGGAUGCGGAAGCCUGGUUCAUUGAAAAGAGCGGCGAGCUCAGGAAGGAGAUUAGCAGCAACACCGAGGAGCUUCAGUGCAGCAAGAGCGUGGUCACCGACCUGCGGCGCGCGCUUCAAAACCUGGAGAUCGAGCUCCAGUCCCAGUUCGCCAUGAAGAAAUCCCUGGAGGACUCGCUGGCCGAAACCGAGGGCGACUACUGCGGGCAGCUGUCCCAGGCGCGGCAGCUCAUCGGCAGCCUGGAGGAGCAGCUGCUCCAAGUGCGCGCCGACGCCGAGCGCCAGAGCGCCGACUACCAGCUGCUGCUGAACAUCAAGGCCCGUCUGGAGCUGGAGAUCGAGACCUACCGCCGCCUGCUGGACGGAGAAGCGCAAGGUGACUGUUUGGAUGAAAGUUCCCAUGUGACAGCCUCCACAUCUCAAGCACCGUCAACUGAUUCCUCCAAAGACCCUACCAGAGCCCGAAAAAUCAAGACAAUUGUGCAGGAAGUGGUGAAUGGUGAGGUGGUCUCAUCCCAAGUUCAGGAAGUUGAAGAACUAAUAUGA
Molecule: messenger RNA, 1482 nt
Organism: Balaenoptera musculus (blue whale)
Lineage: Eukaryota; Metazoa; Chordata; Mammalia; Artiodactyla; Balaenopteridae
Product: keratin, type I cytoskeletal 12-like
Exons: 8
Coding region: 16-1482 (488 amino acids)
Molecular function (GO): structural molecule activity
Source: RefSeq, a predicted model, not a curated record